AUGGAGGAGCUUCAGAGGCAAGCACUGAUCGAGGGCAAGCCCAGGAAGGUGAGGUUCAAGCUGGCCUCGUCGUACAGCGGCCGGGUGCUGAAGCACGUGUAUGAAGAUGGACAGGAACUGGAUAGUCCAGAGGAGCAGUACCCUCACAGCUUCAUGCACACCAAGAUGGAGAUGGGACAUCUGUGUGGCUUAGAAGACAUGCCGGACCAGAGUUUGUACCCUCCGACAGGCCUGAUUGCCCAGAGAAUAAACGUCUAUCGAGGAGUGACAGGAUGCAGUUCCUUGGCGUGUGGAGAUCUUCCAGAAGGGGAUAAUGAAGCACCAGUACUAGAUUUUGGAAAGAUUAUUAUCUACACCAGCAACCUGAAGAUUAUUCGAGCUCCUCACAGAAGGGGAGAAUCUGGAAGAAGUCCUCACCGCAGCCGGGACAGGAAAGAAAGUUCACCAGGACGGGAGCCCCGGAGCAAAGGGAGACAUAGAACAGCACGUUCCCAAGCAGAGGAACCAGAUGUGAUGACUGAACAAAAGCAGGAAGCAGGCUCCUGUGAACAGUGCGGAGGUUCGGGUUGUGCGCCGUGCUCCCUCUGUCACGGCAGCAAAUUGUCCAUGCUGGCCAACCGCUUCAAUGAGUCAAUCAGAGAGCUGCGCUGUCCAGCGUGCAACUCCCACGGCCUACAGCGCUGCCAGUCCUGCACACACUAA
Messenger RNA from Sinocyclocheilus grahami, 702 nucleotides. RefSeq names its product glutaredoxin domain-containing cysteine-rich protein 2. The coding region runs from base 1 to 702 and encodes 233 amino acids. NCBI's taxonomy places the organism in Eukaryota, Metazoa, Chordata, Actinopteri, Cypriniformes, Cyprinidae. The record is from RefSeq and is a predicted model, not a curated record. Gene Ontology annotation, biological process: sensory perception of sound. The transcript is spliced from 3 exons.